Messenger RNA from Bipolaris oryzae ATCC 44560, 588 nucleotides. RefSeq lists its product as uncharacterized. The transcript has a single exon. Bases 1 to 588 code for a protein of 195 amino acids. The record is from RefSeq and is a predicted model, not a curated record. Lineage: Eukaryota; Fungi; Ascomycota; Dothideomycetes; Pleosporales; Pleosporaceae.
AUGUCAACACCCUACGACCUCGCGCUCAGCGCCAUCGACGCCGGCCACGCCCUCGACCCCAACAAAGUCGACGUGAACGGCGUCUCGACCCCUUACGAACUCCACUACGCCCAAAAAUGCACGUCGUACCUCUCCCAACGCGCCCCAAACGCGUCCGAAACCCUGCGUCUCGCAAUCCGCGCCCAGCACUUUCGCCGGUGGGAAGUGCCCCGCUCGUCGUACCCGCAAACCCGCCCGGGCUACCACGCCUGGCGCACGUUUCUGAAAAAACGGCAGGCGGAGCUCGUGUCCAAAAUCUGCUUGGAGGCAGGGUACAGCGAGGUGGAUGCGGAGCGUGUAGGCGCGCUGAUACGGAAAGAGGACCUAAAGGAAGACGAGGAGACGCAGGUGCUGGAGGAUGUGGCGUGUCUUGUUUUCCUGGAUGAUCAGUUUGAGGCGUUUGAGCGCGAGCAUGAUGAGGACAAGAUUAUUGGGAUUCUGAGGAAGACGUGGGGGAAGAUGAGCGAGAGGGGGCACGAAUUGGCGUUGGGGAUGGAUAUGCCUGGGAGGAGGGGGGAGGUGUUGAAGAAGGCGUUGGGGGGGACGUAG